AUGUCUGCUCAACCUGGCUUCAAUAUUAGUUCCUCCAUGUUCCUCCUCACAGGCUUCCCUGGCCUGGAACAUUUGUAUAUGUGGAUUGCUAUUCCCUUCUCCUCCAUUUAUGCCAUGGUUCUCCUUGGGAAUUGCAUGAUUCUCCAUGUGAUCCGGACUGAACAGAGUCUGCAUGAGCCCAUGUUCUACUUCCUAGCUAUGCUGGCCCUCACCGACUUAUGCAUGGGGAUUUCCACUGUGCACACAGUCCUGGGGAUCCUGUGGGGGUUCAGUGACAAGAUCAGUUUGGAUGCCUGUAUUGGCCAGUCUUUCUUCAUUCAUGGUCUUUCCUUUAUGGAAUCUUCUGUCCUACUCACCAUGUCCUUCGAUCGUUACAUUGCAAUCUGCAACCCACUACGCUACUCCUCUAUCCUGACUGAUGCCAGGAUAAUCAAGAUUGGGAUAGCCAUUAUAAUUAGGAGCUUCUUAUUUAUCACUCCUGUUAUCAUCCGCCUAAAAAUUUUCAAUUACUGCCGGCCCCAUGUUCUCUCUCAUUCCUUCUGUCUCCAUCAGGAUCUCCUCAGGCUGACCUGCUCUGACAUUCGCUUUAACAGCUUCUAUGCAUUGGGGCUAGUCAUUUGUACAUUAAUGUUAGACUCUGUCCUCAUCCUCAUCUCCUAUGUUCUAAUCCUGAAAUCUGUCUUAGCAAUUGCAUCUCGGGGUGAAAGACUCAAAUCUUUUCAGACUUGUAUCUCUCAUAUCUGUGCUGUCCUUGUCUUUUAUAUUCCCAUCAUCAGUCUAACUAUGGUACACCGUUUUGGCAAGCACCUCUCCCCUAUAGUGCAUGUCCUUAUGGGCAAUAUUUAUAUUCUUUUUCCACCCUUGAUGAACCCAAUUAUCUACAGCGUCAAGACCCAACAGAUCCGAAGCAGGAUACAGAGACUCUUCCCAAGACAAAGGAACUGA
This is a messenger RNA of Gracilinanus agilis (Agile Gracile Mouse Opossum), 945 nucleotides long. RefSeq names its product olfactory receptor 51V1-like. Gene Ontology annotation, molecular function: olfactory receptor activity; G protein-coupled receptor activity. The transcript has a single exon. Bases 1 to 945 code for a protein of 314 amino acids. NCBI's taxonomy places the organism in Eukaryota, Metazoa, Chordata, Mammalia, Didelphimorphia, Didelphidae. The record is from RefSeq and is a predicted model, not a curated record. Gene Ontology annotation, biological process: G protein-coupled receptor signaling pathway. Gene Ontology annotation, cellular component: membrane.